CGCACCUGCCCGGGUGGGAGGGCGCGGCCCGGCCCUGCCCUCAGGUGGGCGCCGCCCUCGCCUCCCCUCAGGUGCGCGCGGCCCGAGGCGGCGGUGGCGCCGCUCCCGAUGGCGGCCCCGGGCGGGCUGGGCCGCUGCGUGGCCGCCUUCUGGCUGGCGCUGGCCUUCGACGCGGUGGGGCUGGCGGUGCUGCUGGCGGGCGUGUUCGCCGACGUGUUCUUCUCCGACCUGCUCAUCUACGCGGGCGGCAUCGGCAUCUUCCUCAGCCUGGUCUGGUGGGUGUUCUGGUACGCGGGCAACCUGGAGGUGCCGCUUGAGGAGCUGCGGGACGACGUGGGGCUGCCGGCGCCCAAGGGCCGCGGGGACACGCUGCUGCGGCGGCUCGUGAACGGCGUCAGCCUCCGCCUCACGGCCGCGCUCGCCCCCGCCCGCCCCGCCGAGAUGGAGCUGCAGCGCGCCCGGGGCCCCCGCGGCCGCCACGCCGAGCCCGGCAGGAUCUGUUGAAGACACGACUAAUGAAGUUACUGCCCCAAAAAGUGGGGGAAAUGCUGCAAAUUAUGGAAGGAGAUUCCCUACCCCAAACAGUAGGAUUCUGUCAUUGUGGAAUAACCUCUGCAAGCAUUGUGGACUCUCCAUGAAAUGGACACGUGGAACCAUGUCUCUGCCAAAAGCACCUGUUUCAGUGUUGGACUGGAUAUGCUUUGAAAUUAUGAAAAAAGAUCUCACAAAAUCACUUUAAGAAGUGAGAGCUAAAAGAGAAUUGAACCUGAUUCACUGAAAAAUCAGUGCAGCUUGUCAUAUAGUUGGUUUUAUUGUUGUAAUUAUUAUUAUUAUUUUUAAUAACCUGAAAGGUUUGGAUAAAAAGCUCUUGCACGACGAAAAGCUCUUGCACUGUUUUUUACCAAGGUCUGGAAGUUAAACUUACUGUGAAUUUUUAUAAUGCCAGUGCAAUACCUUUGUUUGUAAGGGUGCUUUUAAAAUGUGUAUAUUAAACUGUGGAUGCAAAGCUGCAAAUGUAGUAGAAGUUGUUUAUAGUGUAAAUACACAAUUUACAGUGUCUCUUUUAAAAAGUUUCAUUGUUAUUCUGAAAUAACCUGGAAUCUGAGAUUUUAUAAAUAGACAAAUAACACCAGUGGUGUGAGCAUACAAGUACAUUCUUUGUAGUUACAAAUGAUGUAAUAUGAUGACUUGCAAGAGGCAUUUUUAGUCCAGUGAUGUUGGAAAUUAUUUUCCUAAUGCUGAAGCAUUUGAGAGAGGAAACAUGACCAAAAGAAACUCUCUUGAUUAACAAGUACUCCAAGGCAUUAUUAAACAUUAACAAACAGUACCUGGAAAAUCAUUUAUAUUAAUGCUAGUGAUACCUAAAAUUGAGUUAAUGAUAAAAUUGUGUGGAGAAUUUCCUCAGGAGUUCUUCUGGUUUUGAAUUAACACUAAG
Molecule: messenger RNA, 1435 nt
Organism: Zonotrichia leucophrys gambelii
Lineage: Eukaryota; Metazoa; Chordata; Aves; Passeriformes; Passerellidae
Product: transmembrane protein 238-like
Exons: 2
Coding region: 109-504 (131 amino acids)
Source: RefSeq, a predicted model, not a curated record